AUGCGGACGAGGACACGGACAGGAUGCUGGACUUGUCGCGAGGCUGGCUACAAGUGCGAUGAACAAAAACCCUUCUGUGGCCGCUGCAUGCGACUCAAGAUUCGAUGCCAGGGCUACGGUAUUCGCUGUCGAUGGCGAUCGGUGCGUCCACAAGGAUCAACUUCCCAGCACCGGCCGGUCGCAGUAGAUUACUCGAGAUCUCCGUCGCUGGGCUCUCGAUCAGCCUGCCUACCCAUAAAUCCUCUGUCGAGCCGAGACAGUCGGCUUCUGCAUUAUUGGACGGCCAAUCUAUCGGGUCUUUUGUCCGCAUCGGGCGCGCCGAGCGAGAACAAUCCGUUCGUCGUUCACCUGGGCGCCAUGCUGCUCGAGCCCGGCUCGUUGCAGUCGGUUGUUCUGUCCAUGUCAGCGAGCCAUCUGGCGUGUCUAACCAACGACUCCUCGCUGCAAGUAGUGGCUAACCGGCACCAGCAGACGGCCUUGAACCGCCUGCGAACUCUAGUCGGCGACCCCAUUCAGAGUCGGUCGCAGGCGACCUUGGCGGCCGUGCUGAUGAUGCUGGUUUCUACGCGACUGUUUGCCGACGAGGAAGAUACAACCCACUGCGUUGCAAACCAUCUGCAAGGGGCGAGUGCCAUGAUCACCCAGUGUUUCAACGGCCACGCACGGGCUCCGUUGACAUCCACGGAACGAUUUCUACUCAGCGUGUUUUGCUAUCAUGACAUCCUUUCGUCCGUCUCCCGUGGCGCGUCGCCCCUGUGGGAGUCCACUUCCGAGUUCUCUGCCGUAGAAGAUAUCGCUCAUACGCGACGCAUCACCGCGGUCCUUCACCUCGUUGCUCGCAUCAGCCAGCUUCAGCAGCUCAAGAUAGCGGAUGCGAAUCUGCCUGGUUGUUCUUUUCACGUUACGGCUGCAGCCAUUGAGAUUUCUCUGCAAGGACUAGGCCCCUUGUCAUCCGGGGAUUCCCGCGACAGCAGCUGGGAGAGAGAGAUUGAGUCUACGGUGCAAGCGUAUCGACACGCCGCCUUUAUCUAUCUGUAUCGCGUGUGGUUCGAUGUUGGAGCCCCGAGUCCCACUACUUUGGAGCAUGUGGAGCAAUGCUUGUCCGCCCUGGAGGAAGUGCCUGACACGUCGCCCCUGGCGUCGGCGCACGGGUGGCCGCUUUUUACUGCGGGCUGCGAGUCAAUUCUACCGUCUCAGAGAGACUUGGUUCGAGCCCGUUUCGACCAGAUGUAUGCCACGCGCCGCUUUCCUUCGCUCCGGCGCAUCAAGGGGGACAUGGAGGAGGUUUGGACCCGCAAGGACGCCGAACAACGCGUCGCAGGACUGGACGGCAUGUCGAAGGUGGACUGCAUUCAGGUGAUUCUACAUCGGCGGGGAAGGGAGGUCAACUUUACAUGA
Aspergillus melleus is the source of this 1398-nucleotide messenger RNA. Its product is annotated as Zn(II)2Cys6 transcription factor. The transcript has a single exon. Bases 1 to 1398 code for a protein of 465 amino acids. NCBI's taxonomy places the organism in Eukaryota, Fungi, Ascomycota, Eurotiomycetes, Eurotiales, Aspergillaceae. Gene Ontology annotation, cellular component: nucleus. Gene Ontology annotation, biological process: positive regulation of transcription by RNA polymerase II. The record is from RefSeq and is a predicted model, not a curated record. Gene Ontology annotation, molecular function: DNA-binding transcription factor activity, RNA polymerase II-specific; transcription cis-regulatory region binding; zinc ion binding.